AUGAAAGGAAUUCCAUAUGAAUAAGCAAGUGAAAGAAAAGAGUUUGUUUUCGAAUUAUAUGAUACAAAUAGAUACAUAUUGAGUAAAUAUUUUGAAUAAAUAAGAUUAGCGUUUCAUCAAUUUACAUUUGUUUCAAAUAGACAUUAAAUGAGUGAGAAUAUUAAUUGA
Messenger RNA from Paramecium pentaurelia, 168 nucleotides. NCBI's taxonomy places the organism in Eukaryota, Ciliophora, Oligohymenophorea, Peniculida, Parameciidae. The record is from the annotation of a GenBank genome assembly.